This is a messenger RNA of Yamadazyma jaroonii, 2622 nucleotides long. Lineage: Eukaryota; Fungi; Ascomycota; Pichiomycetes; Serinales; Debaryomycetaceae. The record is from the annotation of a GenBank genome assembly.
AUGAAUGGGUAUUUAAAACCACAGCAAUUGGACUCCCUAGCGGUCAAACUAGCGUCCCAGCUACUAUCCAGUACCUCCAAGCCCGCCAAAUACAUCAAUUAUCAGAUAGAGUUGCUAGAAAUCGUAAGUUAUGAGACCAAACGGUUGGAUAAGUUGGGUUACUGUGACUUUGAAAUGGGUUAUUUGUGCUAUAUUUUGACACAAACCCUCUUGAAAGAGUGUAAGCAGCAUCCUACCAACGAUAUCAAGGACCUUAUUGGCAUUAUCGAAGCAACGUUGGCGAAAAAACAGGAGAAAUUCCAAAUUUGCCGUCAAUUCAUCACUGAAACUGACGAUAUAGACCCUUUGAUGAGUCGUUUUAAUAAUCUUAGUGCCGGGCCCACCGCCACCACCACCACAGGUAGUCAGGCCACUACAAAAGCUGAUGAAAUCACUACCACUGGUGUACUGGUGGACUCAUUCAAGCACAAAGGAGUCAUUACACCUACUGAAUUGCAUUUUCUUCUAUCUAACAAAGAUAAAAUCUUACUAAUAGACUUUAGGACCAAGAACGAGUUCAAUUAUAACCAUAUUAACUAUACAGACAUUGUAAAUAUCGACCCAGGGGUGGUGAACACCCUUUUGGGCCCCGAGAAUAAGACCAAUGCCGACAAUGUCACUGACCAAGACCUUGAAGAACGACUUCGAAUGUUAUUGGCGGAAGACCAGUACACCAGAUUCUCUAAUAGACAUAAAUAUGAACUUGUGGUGAUGUAUAACUUGAAAUACGGUACGGUGGGGGGCGAUAGGUUUGAAAAUUUGGCCAACAGUUUGAUUUCAGGAGAUGUUAAUGGUAAUCCAUCAAAGCAACCAUUUACUAAACUUAUAGAUAUCAUAACUUAUAGGAAUAAGUAUAUUAGUUCGAAGUUAAAACGAGCUCCGUGCUAUUUGGCUGGAGGUGUGGCCAAUUGGUUUAAGAUUUACGGAGAACUGUCGAUAGUUAAGACCAAUGAAACUCCGAUAUUAGCACGACCCCCGGCUUCAAUUUCAAGAGAUGGAAGUUCUUCUCCCAGUUCAAGUAGUUAUAGGUCCAGUAGUGUUAGUAAGGAUGUGUCGGUGAUAACCAAUGGAUCCCCCUACUUGAAGAAUUUUGGCGAUUAUCUUGGUACGGCUAAGACCACCAACACCACACCGGUAUCUAAUCCAUUCAGAGGUGAUUCUUAUGUUCCGAGUGCCCCUUUGAAGGUUCCUAAUUUGGGGGCCGUGCCUUCUACCGUACCAUCCACUAGCACGGCUUCCCAAUCCACUAGCAUGGCUUCCCAAUCCACUAGCAUGGCCUCCCAAUCCACGGGGACAAAGACUUCUACUUCCACUGGGACCAAACUCACCAGAACUUCACUGCUGGCCAAUGAUUAUAAUCCUGUUCAGUUCCUAGAACAGUACACCACGGGUUUGACUAACCUCGGGAACUCUUGUUACAUGAAUUGUAUCUUACAAUGUCUUGGAGCCACUCCUCAGCUUACAAAGUUCUUUUUCCCAACUUUCCCAUUAACCAAGAACUCCCCUUCGGUCCUGCAAUCAUACAGACAACAUAUCAAUGUCAACAAUAAGCUUGGGACUAAAGGUAUUCUUACCACCAACUUUGUCAACCUUUUGAUGAACAUGUUUGGUAACUCAGGAGGGAAUUUUUCUCCUUCCAACUUCAAGAAAGUCAUUGGAUCGUUAUCACCAGGCCAACAGUUUGCUAAUUUCGACCAACAGGAUUGUAUAGAGUUCUUAAACUUCUUGUUGGAUUCUUUACACGAAGAUUUGAAUCAAAUGGUGGUAGCAGAUGCUAAAGAGAAACAGGCUAUCAUGGAACUAACUCCCGAACAAGAAUACACCAGAGAGAUCUUACCCGUGAGACUAGCAUCCACCAUCGAAUGGGAGAGAUACUUAAAGUUGAAUUUCUCCAUAGUGGUAGAUUACUUCCAAGGUCAGUAUUUAUCUCAGUUGAAGUGCUUAGAAUGUGGCCUUACGUCCACCAGUUAUAAUGCUUUCUCCAUUUUAUCGUUACCUAUCCCUGAAAAGUUGAACCACAGACAAAUAACGUUGGACGAUUGUUUACAAGAAUUCGUGGAAUUGGAAUUAUUGGAUGAUGACAAUAAAUGGCAUUGUCCUCGUUGUAAGAAGUUCACCCGGUCUACCAAGAAGAUAACCAUCACCAGACUUCCUCAGGUAUUGAUAAUUCAUUUCAAACGGUUCCAGAUCUCCCCCAUGGGAUAUUUUAGUAAAUUAGACACUUUCAUCAAAUACCCCGUUAAUGAUACUUUGGACUUAACUAAGUAUUGGCCCGACGUCGGUACCUCAGUCAACCUGAAUUUGAAUUCCUCAGAAAUCAUGUCCAAGGAAAAAGAAACCCAAAUCCUUGCCACCUUACCUGCUCGUAAUCAAACACCCCCUUUCCGGUAUAAAUUAUACGGCGUAGCCAAUCAUUACGGGAACUUGACUACCGGCCAUUAUACUGCAUAUGUUCACAAACAGAGCGACACAAAGAAGAAACGAGAAUGGUGUUAUUUCGAUGACUCAAGAGUUACAUUCAACCACAAAGAGAAUGAUGUGUUGAACAAAAAUGCCUAUUGUUUAUUUUACCAACGUAUAUAA